Eubalaena glacialis (North Atlantic right whale) is the source of this 681-nucleotide messenger RNA. Its product is annotated as ATP synthase subunit a-like. Gene Ontology annotation, biological process: proton motive force-driven ATP synthesis. Gene Ontology annotation, molecular function: proton transmembrane transporter activity. Lineage: Eukaryota; Metazoa; Chordata; Mammalia; Artiodactyla; Balaenidae. The record is from RefSeq and is a predicted model, not a curated record. The transcript has a single exon.
AUGAAUGAAAAUUUAUUUGCCCCUUUCGUGACUCCAACAAUAAUAGGCCUCCCCGUAGUCAUUCUAAUUAUUAUAUUCCCAAGUAUUUUAUUUCCAACAUCAAAACGACUAAUUAACAAUCGCAUAAUUUCCCUUCAACAAUGGCUAAUCCAGCUUACAUCAAAACAAAUAAUAAGCAUCCAUAAUCAUAAAGAACAGACUUGAUCACUAAUACUAAUAUCGCUCGUUCUAUUUAUUGGGUCAACCAACCUUCUUGGACUACUGCCCCACUCAUUUAUACCCACCAUGCAGCUCUCAGUGAAUGUGGGAAUAGCCAUCUCCCUAUGAACCGGUACCGUGGUUAUAGGUCUCCGCAACAAAACAAAAGCAUCUCUAGCUCACUUCCUACCACAAGGCACGCCCACCCCCCUCAUCCCCAUGCUAGUAAUUAUCGAAACUAUCAGCCUAUUCAUCCAACCAGCAGCACUAGCUGUGAGACUAAUGGCCAAUAUUACAGCAGGUCAUUUAUUAAUACAUCUAAUCGGAGAAACAACCUUAGUGCUAAUAAGCAUCAGCACAUUCACGGCUCUCAUUACAUUCAUUAUUCUCACCCUAUUCACUAUCCUCGAAUUCGCCGUUGCUAUAAUUCAAGCCUAUGUGUUUACCCUCUUAGUAAGCUUAUAUCUGCAUAACAACACAUAA